AUGUCACAAGGCAAGGAGGAAGGAAAAAUAGAACCUAUAAAUCCUUCCAAUCAUCUUAAACCAGACACUAUCUGGCACACAGGAGUAGGACCGCGCGAGGAUCCCUCCCAGGACUACGACGACGAGCGGUACCCCGCGAAGAAACGGCGCGUCAGCUGCGGGAUAGAGAUAGUGAAAUGUAAUAUUUGUGGGUACCACUUUGAUAGUCCGGCUCAGCUGUCUGAUCAUUUGAUACACCAUGAUUCAGAUUACAGAUUCAACCCCAUUUACAAAUGCUCCUACGGACAGUGCAUGUUCCGAACUGACGACAGACCGCUAAUGAAGCACCACAUAUCACGUGUUCACCUCAAAUCAGACCAAGCCCUUAUCAGUAAGAAGUACAGAAACAGGAAGUUCUUGAGACCCACUAUCCUCUGUAGUACCUGUCCUAUGGUUCUUAUUAUCUGUAGUACCUGUCCUAUGGUAUUUGCUACAGAAUCAGAGUUGUGGCAACACACACCAAACUGUAAGGAAUACAGAUGCCAGUUCUGCGGGCAACACUUCUGGACCAUUGAAAAAAGGUAUUCGCACGAGUUAGCGUACCACGAAGACGAGUUCGAGUAUGAUGAGGAGGAAGAAGAAGAUAAACAAGAGGGGGCGGGAGAAACAGAAGAUAGUGCUGAAACGGAGCAUUCUGAAGAAACAGAACAGAGCACUGAACCAAGUGAGCUGCCAGAGCUGAAAGUAAAGGAGGAGCUGAUAACAAAGCAGAUAACAAAGCAGAUAACAAAGCAGAUAACAGAGCAGAUAACAGAGCAGAUAAGAGGGGAAGAGUCUGCUGAGGGUAUUAAUCCUGUCUCUACACCGGAACCGUCAGAAAAAGUCGGAGGGGAAGAAACGGAGGAAACUUCUGAAAGGGAAACAGAAAAAGAGAUUGAAACUGAGAACACAGAGGUUGAGCUUAAUCAAUCUGAGGAUGGCCUUAAGAUCACGUGUGCUAACGAGGCCCAAUCGCAGAAAGAGAACUUGUGUGAAAAUUCAGAGAAUAUCCCAGACUCUGAUGUUGUCACUGAUCUAGGGGAUGGUUCCUAAAUUCCUAUCAUAGCGAUCCUAAUUCGUGAAAUAGCAAUACAGAGCUCAGAACCCAGUACAUCACAAAUAUUGUGGUGCUAAAUAAAUUGGAUUUUUGUGAAAUAAUUCAUUAAAGAUGUUCAGGAAUGCAAAAGUUUGUGCAUUGUGCAGUGAAAGGUCUACCAUGAUGAAGCAAAUAAAACAAAUACAUGUUCAGUUUUGUUUUGUUUACGUUGAGAUUAGUGAAAUGUUGAAUUAUGAACGGUCAUCUGGAUCUCUGUUUGAAACGUUCAUUUAUAUUGUCGAGCCUUUCAGCCUAUUAAAAUAACCUAUGUUACAGUCACAACUAGCUUAAUUCAAAUUACAUAUUUUUGAAACAGUACCGGAAUCAACACAGUCAAAAAAUUAAACUGUUGAAAUAUUUUCAGAGCAUUUUAUGCAUAUUUUAUGCAUAUUUUAUGCAUAUUUUAUGGUUAGUAUUUCAAUUUUUACUCUUUAUCUUGUAAGCAGUAUAUUUACGACUUGGUUGUUGGUAUAAUAAUUUAAUUACAAAAUUAUUUCUCUCGACUUUCCUAUUAUCUGCUUUCCACCGGUGACGGAAGUGUUUUUGGAAGUAUUUUGUUAACCGAUGAUGUUAAGAUACUUGUAUUGAUGAUAGGUUUAUUAGC
This is a messenger RNA of Bolinopsis microptera, 1718 nucleotides long. RefSeq lists its product as uncharacterized. Lineage: Eukaryota; Metazoa; Ctenophora; Tentaculata; Lobata; Bolinopsidae. The record is from RefSeq and is a predicted model, not a curated record. Bases 1 to 1071 code for a protein of 356 amino acids. The transcript has 6 exons.